CACCUGUCGCAUUCUCGCACCUCGCUUCACUUCUCUCUCCUACUGCCAUGUCCGACUACGGCGACGACCCGGACGCCGCUCUCUACGACGACUUCGACUUUGACGACGACGACGCCUGGCUCUACAUCCCGGAAGACGACACAGCCGCAGACGCCCUCGCCGAGCACGCCGUCGCCUCUCCUCCGCCCUCCUUCACGCCCGGCGACGACGGCUACGACUCCGACGUCUUCGCCUACUGGAUCGACAUCGAGUACAACUCGGACGGCUACCACGACGCCGAGCCCCACCACCAACAACCCCUCUCCAAAAAGCGCAGGAGGACGCGCGCGCCUGGGUCCCCGCCGAAGAAGAAGCGCAGGGCUGCGUCUGCGCAAGAUAGUGAGGAGGAUGCGGAUGGCGCAAAGCUAUCUCCCACCCCGACCGUGGUCUGGCUCUCGCGCGCCAGGCGCCAGGACCUCGCCGACCGCGUAUCGCGUGGCAGGCCCUUCGCCGCUGAGUCCAAGGACACGUUUGCGCUGCUGAAGGACUGGCGGACGCGGUUUGCGUCGCCUACGCCAAAACCCAAACCUAGCCCCGAAACCACAGCCGACAAACCCACGGCAAUACCGGACAACGCAGCAGACGACGCCGACGAAGAAGACGACUGGGAAGAGGAAGACGGGGAUGAAGCAAACCCCGAAGCCACAGACCUGAACGACCUCCUCGGCCCAUCCGGCAUUGACCCCGCCGCACUAACGCGCGCCCUCUCGGAGAACCUCGCCGCAGCCGGCGGCACCAUUCCCGCAGGCCUAGACCAGGCCACGCUGCUGCGGUACGCGCUGCGGAUGCUCGGCGGCGCCCCCGCCGCCGACGAAGACGAAGAGGGAGAAGCAGGAGCAGACGACGCAGAUGCCAUCGCGGGCGAGCUCGCGGACGAGAUGUUUGCGGCUGCAGAGGACGACGAGGACGCAGAAGGCGAGAUUGAGGCGUGGGUGAGGGGACGGAGGGGAGAGGCUGGGAAGGAGAACGAGAGUGUCGAUGGGGGGCCUGUAGAGGAGGAAGUUCCGGGUGGCAGAGAUGCAGAUGCCCCGCCCGACCCGUCGCCGCCGCGCACCCGCAAGCGCAAGCGUAAAGCUGCUACGCCUGCUGCUGCUGAUGGCGAUGGCGAUGGCGACGCGGAACCGGAACCGGAAUCGGAAUCGGUACCGGUACCCGAGCCCGAGCCCGAGCCCGAGCCCGAAGAGCAGGCGCCCCGGCCGAAGCGCGCAUGCAGGUCAUUCGAGCGGCCGACGGCAACGAGUCGGGCGAAGGCGGUGGGGAGGGAGAACGGUGGUGGUGGAGGUGGAGGUGGAAGUGCCCGAGGAGGCAGGGGCAAAGGCAGGGGCGGCAAGCGCUGAGCUUGUCGACUACUGUCUAGUGCAUUAGCUAAACUCUCUCUCUCUCUCUCUCUCUCUCUCUGUGUGUGUGUAUGCGGCAGGCUUUUGUUUUUGUUUUCUUUUCUUGCUCUCUCGGUGCUACGUACGGUACGCGUAGAUGUCUUCCUUACCCAUCCAGCCAGCCAGCCAGGCAGUGGCGCUCUCAGGGGUAGGAUGGUGGUUGGUGGUUAUGACUGCUGAUGCAGUGGUGUAGUGUGAUGGCUGUUUUAGUACCUACUUAGGUUAGCUUGGGGGGAGUUGGCUUGAGGGGAGGGUGUGUGCUGGUGGUGCCUUCCUUCCAUGCGUCUCUACCUACCUUACCUACCUCUCCAAUCUAACCAGCCAAC
Molecule: messenger RNA, 1741 nt
Organism: Aplosporella prunicola CBS 121167
Lineage: Eukaryota; Fungi; Ascomycota; Dothideomycetes; Botryosphaeriales; Aplosporellaceae
Exons: 2
Coding region: 48-1376 (442 amino acids)
Source: RefSeq, a predicted model, not a curated record